CUCCCCCUUGCGUGUUUUGUUUUUUUAUUCUAUUAGAAUCAUUUUAGCAAUCUUUUGAUAGGUUGGGUUAAGUUGUUCAUCUCCCAUUUUCAAUUGAUGGGAAUUGAAUCUGUGAAGUAAGCUUCCCUUUUUGUGAUCUUUGAGAGUUUGUGCGUCCUGUGAAUCUAAUAAUCAGAACCUGAAAAUGUGGAAGCCAUCUUCGUCUUCUUCUUCUUCUUCUUCAAGACUUAUCUAUGCUUUCCUCAAACUUCAUUCCAAUUGUCAUCGAGUCAACCCCUUUGCCAUCCCUUCUUCUUCCUCCUCCUGUUCUAAUGGUUUCCACCAACUCUCUUCAAAUCCCACUUCCUCGAAUGCUGGUCUUUCCCAAUUUCUGUUUCGCUCAGCCCACCAAACUACCCCUUUGAGAAACCGUUACAUUGCUAGACCCAACCCCUUUUCCCCGUCUGGGUUGAGGUUCUUUUCCUUUAAACCCUCUAAUUUCGGUCAGAAAUUUGGUGGGAGUUUCACCAAAAACGCUUUCCAGAACCCGGCUAAUGCCUUCAGGUCCACUCUGUCGAGGUACCGUGAGGCUAUUGGUUUACAUUUGGAAGCCUUUUUCAAGAAGAAUUACUUGAUUCUGUUUGGUGCUGGAGGAGUUCUGCUCUGUGUUUUGCUCUGGAGGAUUAUGUUCGGUAUUGCUAACUCUUUUAUUGGCCUCUCUGAAGGAAUGGCAAAGUAUGGCUUUCUUGCCCUUUCCACUGCAAUUGUUUCUUUCGCUGGCCUGUAUUUUCGCUCAAGGUUCACAAUAAAUCCUGACAAAGUUUAUAGAAUGGCCAUGAGAAGGCUUAACACGGCUGCUGGGAUUCUUGAGGUUAUGGGUGCACCUCUUACCGGAACAGAAUUGAGGGCUUAUGUGAUGUCUGGAGGUGGACUUACUGUGAAGAACUUCAAGUUAAAACUUAGGAGCAAGCGGUGUUUUCUUAUCUUCCCUAUCCGAGGUUCUGAGAGAAAGGGUUUAGUGAGUGUUGAAGUGAAGAAGAACAAGGGCCAGUAUGUUAUGAAACUAUUAGCAGUAGACAUUCCCAUGGCAUCAGGGCCUGAUCAGCGGCUCUUCCUGAUUGGUGAUGAAGAAGAGUACAAGGUUGGUGGUGGAUUAAUCUCUGAGCUAAGAGAUCCUGUAGUGAAAGCAAUGGCAGCAACCAAGGAAUUUGAUGACCUUGACCAAAUUGAGGAAGAGGAGGAUGCUGAGCGAGAACUUCAAGAGGCUGAAAGGAAGCACCGUGAAGAAAUUGAAAAGCUUGAAAAAGGUGGCAAUCAAUGAUUGCUUGCUAGAUUUUGUUCUUGCCCCUUCUUCCUUUCUUUUGUGCACUGAGGUUUCUGAAUGUUUGCUUGAGGCUUUGACAAAUCUGGAUAAAUUGAGUUGAUGUAGGAGUGCCCUGCAUCUGUAGAAGGUUCACCUGCCUUAUACUGCUUGUGGCCACUGCAAAUAUUUUUAAGGUGUUAUAGUCAAAUGGCCCUAUUGUAACAAAUAAAUCUUACAAUUGAUGUACUGUGCAUACAUGACAUACAGUUUUUGCCAUUCA
Molecule: messenger RNA, 1562 nt
Organism: Theobroma cacao (cacao)
Lineage: Eukaryota; Viridiplantae; Streptophyta; Magnoliopsida; Malvales; Malvaceae
Cellular component (GO): intracellular membrane-bounded organelle
Source: RefSeq, a predicted model, not a curated record